Trichomycterus rosablanca is the source of this 2635-nucleotide messenger RNA. RefSeq names its product nucleolar protein 10 (gene nol10). Gene Ontology annotation, molecular function: protein binding. The transcript is spliced from 21 exons. Gene Ontology annotation, cellular component: small-subunit processome; nucleus; nucleolus. Lineage: Eukaryota; Metazoa; Chordata; Actinopteri; Siluriformes; Trichomycteridae. The record is from RefSeq and is a predicted model, not a curated record. Gene Ontology annotation, biological process: maturation of SSU-rRNA from tricistronic rRNA transcript (SSU-rRNA, 5.8S rRNA, LSU-rRNA). The coding region runs from base 107 to 2254 and encodes 715 amino acids.
GUGAACUCAGCAAUUCUUGUUGUGGUCAAACGUGGGUUGGUAAACGUGGUUUAUUUACAUUCUAUUUCUUUUAUUAUGUUUAUAUUUACCAACCACACACUUCAAAAUGCAGGUUUCUAGUUUAAAUAAUGUAAAGAUUUACAAUCUGAGCCAUGGCAAAUCUCUUCCAGAGUGGUUGUCAGACAGAAAGAAAAGAGCUUUACAGAAAAAAGAUGUGGACGUCCAAAAGAGGAUUGAACUUAUUCAGGAUUUUGAGAUGCCCACAGUGUGCAGCUCUAUUAAAGUCUCACGUGAUGGACAGUAUAUUUUAGCUGCAGGCACAUAUAAACCCAGAAUUCGGUGCUAUGACACAUAUCAACUGUCUCUGAAGUUUGAAAGGUGUCUGGACUCUGAUGUGGUGACUUUUGACAUCCUGUCUGAAGACUACUCCAAGCUGGUGUUUCUGCAUAUCGAUCGGUACGUGGAGUUUCAUUCUCAGCACGGGCACUACUACAAGACCCGCAUCCCAAAGUUCGGCAGAGAUUUCUCCUACCACUACCCAUCAUGUGAUUUGUACUUCGUAGGGGCCAGUUCAGAGAUCUACCGUCUAAACCUUGAACAGGGCAGAUUCCUUAACUCCCUUCAGACAGAUGCUGUAGAGAUCAAUGUAUGUGAUAUCAACCCUGUGCAUCAGUUAUUUGCUGCUGGAACUUUGGAGGGGAAAGUGGAAUGCUGGGACCCACGUGUACGUAAUCGAGUAGCCUUGCUGGACUGCGCUCUCAGUAGCAUCACUGAGGAAUCUGCUGAAGUGGACAGUUUGCCUUCUGUCAGUGCUCUCAAGUUUAACGGCUCUCUGGGUAUGGCAGUGGGCACAACCACAGGACAGGUUUUGCUGUAUGACCUGCGUUCGUCUCGCCCCCUGCUGGUGAAGGACCAUUAUUACGGCCUUCCCAUCAAUUCCCUCCAUUUCCAUGAGCAGCUUGAGCUCGUGAUGUCUGCUGACUCAAAGAUAAUCAAGAUGUGGCACAAAGACAAUGGUAAAGUGUUUUCCUCCAUCGAGCCAACAACCAACAUCAACGAUGUGUGUGUUUAUCCCAACUCGGGUAUGCUCUUUACUGCCAAUGAAGACCCCAAAAUGAACACAUUUUACAUUCCUGCACUGGGGCCCGCUCCUCGCUGGUGCUCAUUUUUGGAUAACCUGACUGAGGAGCUGGAGGAGAACCCAGAGAGCACAGUCUACGACGACUACAAGUUUGUCACACGCAAGGACCUGGACAACCUGGGGUUAACACACCUGAUUGGCUCUCCUCUGCUGAGGGCCUACAUGCACGGCUUCUUUAUGGACAUCAGACUCUACCACAAGGUUAAAUCACUGGCCAAUCCAUUUGCCUACGAGGAGUAUCGAGAGGCGAAGAUUCGACAGAAAAUUGAAGAAUCUAGAGUACAGCGAGUACAGCUUAAGAAAUUGCCCAAGGUGAACAAAGAGCUUGCCAUGAAGCUGAUGGAGGAGGGAGAGGAAGAAGAUGCAGUGAAAUCCAAGAAGAAGGCUAAGGGCACCACCAGCAUCCUAAAAGACGAUCGUUUCAAGGUGAUGUUUGAGAAUCAAGACUACCAAGUGGACGAGCAAAGCGAGGAAUACCGCUUGCUUAACCCAAUCGUUUCCAAGGUCAGCCAGCAGAGAAGGAAAAAACUACAGCAGUUAGCUGAGCAGGAUGAUGUUCCUAAGAAUGAUGAGGAAGAGGAGCUGGAGGGACAGGGCAGCUCAGAAGAAGAGGAGAGCUCAGACGAUGAUAAGACCUGGGUGGAGGAGAUGAGGGAGCAGCGGCGUCUCUUAUGGGCCGAGCGGAAGGAGCGCAGGUUCAAAGAGAGAAAGCAACAGGACCGCAACACCAUGCUGCAGAGUUCAGACCCGGUCAGGAAUUCCAAACCAGGCCAGUCCCAGAGCCAAAACCAACCACGCUUCUACCAGAUCAAAGCCGGAGAGGAGUUCCGCAGCUUCGGGGACGUGGCACGCAAACAGAAGAUGCAAAAAAAAUCUCUGGAGGAUCGGCUGAAGAUGGAGGAACGCUCAGGCAUGCUAAACCUUGCUGACACUGCAGUAGGAAGCAAGCAGCUGACCUUUACUCUUAAGAAGACAGAGAAGCAGCGCAGUCAGCAGCAGGCUGAGCGUGAGCACCAUGAGGAGAGGAGGAAGAUCAGGAGAGCUGCCGGUCACCUUUACUCUAGAGGAAGAGGACGAGGAAGGGGACGAGGAAGAGGCAGAGGACGAUUCUAAACUCAUGACUAUACGUAGCCUCUGUCAUCUGGAGCAAACCACAUGUUCACAGAACUCCUGCCGUGGUGGAUCAGACACAUUUGUUAUUCAGGUCUUAAAAUACCUCGUCCUGCCACUGUGACAGAAGGACUGGAAGUUCAGUGCAAGUUCUGCUUUUCAUGUGGGAUUGGCAGGAUGACUUAAGAAGGGACAUGUGGUCACAUAAAACAGCGAUUAAAGCCACAGACGAUAAAGUUUUUUAAUGUUUUAGUAAAUGUGGGUGUGCGUUUGUGUGUAUGUGAACGCACGUCUGUAUGUACGUGUCCUUGUCUGACCCUGCUUUUCUCACAGUCCAGUCUAAACAAAACUUUGGAAGAUGGUAAUAAACCAAAAUAUAUUUUA